Messenger RNA from Plasmodium gallinaceum, 2070 nucleotides. RefSeq names its product conserved Plasmodium protein, unknown function. NCBI's taxonomy places the organism in Eukaryota, Apicomplexa, Aconoidasida, Haemosporida, Plasmodiidae. Bases 1 to 2070 code for a protein of 689 amino acids. The record is from RefSeq and is a predicted model, not a curated record. The transcript is spliced from 5 exons.
AUGGAGGAAGAUAAAAUUAAAAAUAUUUAUUUAAGUUUAAAGAACAAAAACAAAAAGGAAUGGGUUGAAAUGAUGGAACAAUUAACAAAAGAUCAAAAGCGAAAAUUAAUUUUUUUUAUAAAAAAGAAGAAUAAAAAUUCUUUGCAUAAAAUAAAGAAUAUUAAAAUUGAGAAAAAUAAUAAAAAGAUUAAGACUAAAACUAUUAACAGUUACAUCUUGGUUGAUUAUUCAAAUAUUAACUAUGAUUUAAACUUAAAAAAUUACAUAGGUAGAAUUUUACGUAUAUAUAAAUUGGAAGAUAACUAUGAUUUUAUAAAAGCGUUACAUUUAUAUAUGAACAUAUUAAGCUACAUUAUAUUUAAAAAAUUUUCCCAUGAAUAUAAAAAUGAUGAAAAAAAUAAAAACCUUUUAAUAUUUUUAAAGAAGCUAUUUCCAUUUGAGUUUCAAAAAUUUGAAGAAAAAUAUAAUAUGAGAUGGAGUAAAGAUUUUACUACUUGUGAGAACUUAAAUAAUGAAAAAAUGUGUAUUGGGAAUAUAAAAAUUAAAAAAGAAAUAGACUCACUAGAUGAUGAAAAAAGUAGAAAUGACUACGAAAAGGAAUGUAAAAAAAAUAAUUUUAAUCAGCUUAACAAUUAUAAUCAUUUAAAUGAACAAAAUUUAGAUCAAUGUAAUAUUUAUAGUAACGAGAAACAAACAAAUAUAAUAAAUUCAAAUUUAAGUAAUUCAGAUAGUAUAGAAAAUCCAGAUAACAAAUUAAAUAAUGUGAACUCUUUAGAAUAUCAGAAGGAAUUUUUAUCAAAAACUAAAAAUGUGAACACUAUUAAUAAAGAUAAUUUUAACAUAUUAAUAAAAACUGAAAAAGAUGAUUAUACACAUAAUGAAAUUAAUAAUGAUAAUAUUUUAAAUGAUUUAAAUAGAUAUGUAAAAAAAGAACAUAAUCAAGAAAUUUUUAAAAAUAAAGAUAUUAAAAAAAUUAUGUUAAAUGUGUUUGACGAACAAAGAUUUGAAUAUCGUGUUCGUUUUAGAAGUAUAAUAUCACAAAAUUUAAAUCAGUCGGAAUAUAAGAAAUUCUGUGAUCAAAGAGAAAAACUAUUUAAAUACAAAAAAAAGAAUUUUAUAAAAUGGAUUGCCAAAUUUACCAAUAUAAACUCACUAGAUUUAUACUUAGUUAAUUUUUUUAUAUUUUUAUUUUUAGAUAGAUUAUAUUUAAUAAUAGAGACAUAUAUUCGAUUAAAUUAUUGCAAAUUCAUAGAUUCUUAUGAAGCUUUUUUAGAUCAUUUAGAUGAAUUUCAUAAUUUCGAUUACAUUUUAAAUUAUCUUACAAAUGUAGAAAGUUCAUUAGAUUCAAAUAAAUUAGAUAAUAUUGAUAAAAAUACAAAAACUGAUAACCCUUCAUUAAGUUACAAAAAUGUUGACAAUUUCAAUAAUAUUUAUAGUAAUAUUAUUAAAGAAAAUUUUAAGAAUUUUUUUUUAUCAAUAGAUUUAAUAUAUAAUAUAGAUAUUUAUUAUUUUAAAUUAAAAAAUAAAAUAAGCUUUGAAAAAUUAAUAAAAAUUGAUAUCUCUUCCUAUAUCAAUGAAUCAAAUAUUUAUGAAAUAAUUCAAUUCGAUAAAAAUAAGAAUGUAGAUCAAUGGAAGGCAUUCACAAAUUUUGUAAUACUUCAAAAUAAUAAUAAUUUAAAAUUUCAGAAAUUUGAUUGUUUCUCUAUUUUCCUGAUUGUUCGAUUCAAAUAUUAUUUGGAAGAAUUUAAAGAAAACGCUAACAUUGAUCAUAUUUACAAAACUAUAAAAGAAGAGUUUGAUGAAAUAGAAAAUCAUUUAAAGAGUAAAAAUAAUGAAAGUGAUUUUGAAUAUAGUCAUCUAAUACCUAUUUAUCUUGAUCUUCAAAAAGAAGUAAAAAAGGUUUGCGAAUAUAUAAAAUUCUAUGGUAAUUUAAUAUCAUUUGUAAAUUUUAUUAAAAAAUAUAUUAAUUCUCCUAAUAUAGUUAAAACUGAAGAAAAUGAAGAUAAGGAAUAUUUUGAUUUAUCUUUUUUUUUAAAUUCAUAUUUAAAUGAAAAUGUAAAGAAAGAAUAA